Molecule: messenger RNA, 3197 nt
Organism: Homalodisca vitripennis (glassy-winged sharpshooter)
Lineage: Eukaryota; Metazoa; Arthropoda; Insecta; Hemiptera; Cicadellidae
Gene: Rpn2
Product: 26S proteasome non-ATPase regulatory subunit 1
Exons: 19
Coding region: 144-3056 (970 amino acids)
Biological process (GO): proteasome-mediated ubiquitin-dependent protein catabolic process; regulation of protein catabolic process
Cellular component (GO): proteasome storage granule; proteasome regulatory particle, base subcomplex; proteasome complex
Molecular function (GO): enzyme regulator activity
Source: RefSeq, a predicted model, not a curated record
UUUGGUUUAGUUCAGUUGCCUUGCCUUGCUUGCUUGUUUCUGUGGAUUGAAUAGAACGUUGUAGACGUCGUAUUAUUGUUGUAUAUUUGAUUUUGAGAAAUCGGACUGAAUAUUAAAGUUUAAUUGAAGAUAAACUUCUUACAAUGAAUAUUACGUCAGCAGCUGGGAUAAUAUCCCUAUUAGAGGAGCCGAUGCCUGAACUAAAGGUGUUUGCGUUGAAGAAGCUGGAUUUGAUUGUAGAUGAAUUCUGGCCAGAAAUUUCUGAAGCCAUCCAAAAAAUUGAAAUCUUGCAUGAGGACAAAAACUUCAACAUGCAUGAGUUGGCAGCAUUGGUCGCCAGCAAGGUGUACUACCACCUUGGCUCCUUCAGUGACUCACUUCAGUAUGCUCUUGGAGCUGGCAAUUUAUUUGAUGUGAACGCUCGAUCAGAAUAUGUUGAUACCAUUAUUGCUAAAUGCAUAGACCACUACACCGAGCUGAGUAGUGCCAACAUGGACUCUCCUGUUGAAGCACGUCGGGAAAUAGACCCUCGCCUCGAGUCUAUUGUCAACAGAAUGUUCCAACGUUGUCUUGAUGAUGGACAGUACAAGCAAGCUUUAGGCCUUGCUCUGGAGACUAGACGUAUGGACAUAUUUGAGAAAUCUAUCUUGGAGUCUGAUGACGUCAGUGGGAUGCUGUCGUAUGCCUUUCAAGUGGCAAUGUCGUCUCUGGAGAGCAGAGGUUUUCGCAAUAAGGUUUUGCGCUCUCUGGUCUCUCUCUACCGAGACCUGACUACCCCUGACUACGUUAACAUGUGCCAGUGCUUGAUAUUCUUGGACGAUCCUCAGUCUGUUGCCCAGGUCCUUGAGAAACUCAGCAAGGAAUCAGAGGACAGUACUCUGAUGGCAUAUCAGAUCGCUUUCGACAUGUACGAGUCGGCUACACAACAGUUCUUGGGCCAAGUGCUGCAGGCAUUGCGAGUGUCUGCUCCCAUUCCACAGGCAGCACAUGUUGUAGUCAAAGUGCCAGUGGAGAACCCUGCCUCGUCUCCCUCACCUGUCGCAGUAGCAGACAAUGCUGUUACUGAUGAGCCAGCCCGUGACAUGGAAAGCCUGACCGAAGAAGAGAAGGUAUUUCAGUCACGGAUUCAGAAUUUGAGUAAAAUUCUGAGUGGAGAAGUGUCAAUCGAUCUGCACUUGCAGUUCCUCAUCAGGAGCAACCAUACUGACAUGUUGAUUCUCAAGAACACCAAGGAUGCGAUUCGGGUGUCCAUCUGCCAUACUGCAACUGUUAUAGCCAACGCCUUCAUGCACAGUGGAACCACCUCUGACCAGUUUCUCAGAGAUAACUUGGAAUGGCUAGCUAGAGCUACCAACUGGGCCAAACUGACGGCCACAGCGUCACUGGGAGUGAUCCAUCGUGGACACGAGCAGGAAGCACUGGCUCUCAUGCAGAGCUACUUGCCCAAGGAAGCAGGGCCUAGCUCCGGCUUCUCAGAAGGUGGGGGCCUAUAUGCCCUGGGACUGAUACAUGCCAACCACGGGGCUGUUAUCACAGAAUACUUGCUGGGACAACUCAAGGAUGCUCAGAAUGAGAUGGUGAGACACGGGGGCUGUCUGGGUCUGGGGCUGGCGGCCAUGGGCACACACAGACAGGACGUGUACGAGCAGCUCAAGUUUAACCUGUACCAAGACGAUGCGGUGACAGGAGAGGCUGCUGGUAUUGCUAUGGGAAUGGUGAUGUUGGGCUCCAAGGCUACACAAGCCAUUGAGGACAUGGUUGCGUAUGCUCAAGAGACCCAACACGAGAAGAUACUGAGAGGUCUGGCAGUGGGCAUCGCACUGACUAUGUAUGGACGGCUGGAGGAGGCUGACCCUCUCAUCACUUCUUUAAUGCAAGAUAAGGAUCCCAUCCUGCGACGCUCUGGGAUGUACACAUUGGCAAUGGCGUAUUGCGGCACCGGCAGCAACCAGGCCAUUCGCAAACUGCUACAUGUUGCGGUGUCUGAUGUGAACGAUGACGUGAGGAGAGCGGCUGUCACAGGAUUAGGCUUCCUGCUGUUCAGGACUCCCGAGCAAUGUCCGAGUGUUGUGUCACUGUUGGCCGAGAGCUACAAUCCUCAUGUGCGCUACGGUGCAGCCAUGGCUCUGGGCAUCGCUUGCGCUGGUACUGGGCUCAAGGAAGCCAUUGCUCUGCUGGACCCAAUGACAAAUGACCCUGUGAACUUUGUGCGACAAGGAGCGUUGAUAGCAUCGGCCAUGAUCCUCAUCCAACAUACUGAGCAGACCUGCCCUAAGGUGAAAGAUUUCCGUGCUCUGUAUGCCAAAGUUAUUGUCGACAAGCAUGAAGAUGUUAUGGCUAAAUUUGGAGCUAUUCUGGCACAAGGCAUUAUUGAUGCUGGUGGUCGUAAUGUAACCCUAACUCUACAGUCCCGUACUGGACAUACCAACAUGCUGGCAGUGGUGGGAGUGUUGGUGGCCACUCAGUAUUGGUAUUGGUUCCCCUUGGCUCAUUGUCUAGCCUUGGCCUUUACCCCCACAUGCCUCAUCGCUCUAAACUCUCAGCUAAAGAUGCCUAAGCUGGAGGUCCGUAGUAAUGCCCGCCCAUCGCUGUAUGCCUAUCCACCACCACUAGAGGAGAAGAGGCGAGAGGAGCGAGAGAAAGUCACGACUGCAGUGCUCAGUAUUGCUGCCAGGGCCCGUCGCCGUGGUGUCUCCAAGGUCACAGAUUCCAACGAGAAGAUGGAAGUGGAUGAAGUUAAGGAAGACGAAAAGGAUAAGGAGAAGAAAGAAAAGGAAGAAAAGGAAAAGAAAGAAGAAAAGAAACCAGAACCUCCAUUUGAAAUUCUCCAGAACCCAGCACGUGUAAUGAAAUCUCAACUGAAGGUGAUAUCUCUGGUGGAAGGGAGUGCCUACCAGCCCCUCAAGGACAUCACUAUUGGAGGAAUCGUGAUGGUGCGUCAUACCAAGGGUGGUUCUGAGGAGCAGCUUGUAGAACCUGUCGCAGCUUUCGGACCCAAGCCUGAUGAGGAGAAGGAGCCCGAACCCCCAGAGCCCUUUGAAUACACCGAAGACUGAGCAUCUGGCCCCAUGAUACUGAUAAAUUAUGUUGCAUCUACACUUACCUAGUUCUUGCUGGUUUAUGUGUACCCUUUAUUAAAUUUGAUGUUGUGAAUUACUUUAAGUUAUCAUCAUAAUUAAAGCUUUAGAAUCCUGUCA